AUGUUUAAUUCAUUAAAAACUACAGAAUUGUGCAACAAAGAAAAAUACAUUCUAUUCAUAAAAUGGUGCAAAGAAAAUGGUGCCUUGAUAUCCGAUGAAGUUUAGUAUCCAUCUGCUUUUGGAGCUUAAGGUUAUACUGGAGUUAGUGCAAAAAUGAAUAUUCCCGCUAAUAAGGUAAUUAUUGCAAUACCAAACAAAUUGAUAAUAAGUCAUCAUAAAGUAUUGAAAAGUGAAUUGAGUGAUAUGUUCAAGACUCAUAAACAAUUUUUUGAUGAUUAGAUUACUGCGGAUGCUGAAUUCAAUUGUUUGGGUAUGAAAUAAGUUGUACCCUAUAGCACUUUACAUAUUUUAUCAUAAAUUAUAAGGAGAGAAGUCAUUUUGGUAUCCUUAUUUGAAUGUAGUAGAACAACAUACUAUGUUUGAAUGGAGAAAUAGAGACCUAUUCAAUUUAUAGGAUCAAUCCCUAAUUGAUGAAUUCAUGUAUAUCUAAGCUGAGAUGGAUAAAUCUUGGUAUAAAUUUAAAGGGUUAAUGAACAAGUACCCCCAAUAUUUUGGUAGUCUAACAGAAGAACACAAAGACAUGUUCUAUUGGAGUAACGAAUUUGUGAUGACUCGUUGUUUUGGCUGGACACUGCCAUCCACAAGUUUAGUACCAAUGGCUGAUAUGCUGAAUCAUUCUAAUACUAAUCCUGCUACAUAUCAUUUAGUUAACAGAUCAAUCGAAUAAAAUGGUCAGCCCAAUAAUAGAUACACUCUUAAAAGAGAAAGGAUUGAUUUGAAAUUGCUGGAACUUGAUUUCAAAAUUGAUCCAAAAUACUCAAUCAGAAAUUCACAAGAAGCCUACAUCUAAACCAAUAAACAAUUGUUAGUUCAUGAAUUUGAAGGGCAAACAAGCAGAGAUAAAAUUAAUUAAAUUAAUUACAAUGUGUUGCAACUUUGGAAGGAAAAACAAGCAUGGGAGUUGGAUUUUGAAUCAUCUUCUUAAUCAGAGGACAAUGAUACCGACUCAGAAGAUGAAGAUAAGGUAGACAAGCUCUCUUAGAUAAGAAAGAAAGAACUUAAGAUUUUAUAAGAAAAGAAUAUGAAGUUAGAUUAAUAAUACACUUAAAAAUGCUAGGAUAUUAUUACUAGUCUGAUUCCCAAGAAUGCAUAAUAUAAACAAACACAAUCGAAUAUUUAAAUUAAGGGCAAGAGGACUUUUGAAGAAGAGCCGGAGAAAGAUUAAGACAGUUCAGAAAGUAGUGAUGAUUCAGAGAAGGAUUUCGAUUGGUAUAAUGAUGAAGAUGAUUAAGUUUAUUUUUGUAUCACAACAGCAGGUUAAAUUCAAUAGGGAGAAUAGAUUUAUACAUUCUAUGGUAGAAGAAAUAAUAGAUUCUUAUUGUUGUGGUAUGGGUUCACAAUGAAUAAUAAUAAGUAUAAUUCAUUCAAUCUUAGGGUAUGUUAUAUCAUUUAUUUAUUAAGUUAUGGCUCAAUCCAGAACCUAUGGCUAUGAAUGACUAAAUCUACUCUAAGAUUAUUGUCACCGACAUAGUGAAUAAUAAUCAUCUAAAAUUGGGGUAAAUCAACGGAGUUCCAAUCAAUCAAUUGAGUAGGGAAAUCAAAUUGAAGGGCUCAAAAUUAUAAGAAGGUAUGUUCUCAUUUAGAUUUAGAUUUAGAUUUAAUCAUUUAUGUUAGACUCUUUUUAAUGGCCUAUUAUAUUGGAUAGGAUGCAAAUUCAAUUUUAUUAACUAUACCAAUUUCAAUUGAUUUUGAAAUCCAGGUUUUUGAUUUCACCUUAAAGUUACUUUCAUAUCUUGCAUAGAGGUACAUUAAAAUUAAAUUAGAUUCAAAUCCCCAUAUUAAGAAGAUUUAAAUUUGAAUUAAAAUAAUUUAACAUGUGAAGAGUAUUUUGCACUGAACUAUAGACUGGGAUAAAAGGAAUUAAUAUUAUUGCAAAUAAAUCAUAUCAUGGAGGCUUUGAAACUGUUGAGAAUGUUGAAAUAGCAACCGAAGUUAAACAUCAAAGAGUAUUUUAUGUAACAAUCCAAUUCUGUGGAAAAAAUUAGAGCCUUGAGAUAUUAUAUAAAAUAUUUGUGA
This is a messenger RNA of Paramecium octaurelia, 2076 nucleotides long. NCBI's taxonomy places the organism in Eukaryota, Ciliophora, Oligohymenophorea, Peniculida, Parameciidae. The record is from the annotation of a GenBank genome assembly.